Molecule: messenger RNA, 1231 nt
Organism: Cydia strobilella
Lineage: Eukaryota; Metazoa; Arthropoda; Insecta; Lepidoptera; Tortricidae
Product: zwei Ig domain protein zig-8-like
Exons: 11
Coding region: 283-1125 (280 amino acids)
Biological process (GO): synapse organization
Cellular component (GO): neuron projection membrane
Source: RefSeq, a predicted model, not a curated record
CGCUCCUCAGUUGAAUAUCCUCGCGCAAGGGGACGCACGUCUCUGCGGCCCGAAAAAAAAAACAUCGAUUUCCGAACAGUGUUGUCUAUGUGUGUGUGUGAGUGUGAGUGAAUUUUCGAAUUUGGAAUACUUACUCGGCGACGUAUCUUCAUGUGGUUGGAGAAGUAAUAACUAAGAUUUCUGGAACUUCUUUACCGGAAGAGUUUAUUUAUCGACAUAUUCAACUUUAAAGUAGAUGGUGGAGCUUGAGAGUGAGAUUAUGCGACGGCACGCGAACUAGAGAUGGCGCUGCUGUUUGGAGCCCUGGUGCUGGCUCUAGUGGGGUGUACAGGAUGCACAGACAACACAAACGGUGUAAACACGGAUAGUGUGCAGGAGCUAGACUACACGGACGUGGACCUGGGUCUGGCGCAGCGAGGUCCACAUUUUGACGUGGCGUACUCCAAGAACGUCACGGCGCUGGUCGGAAAGACGGCGCAGCUUAAUUGCAGAGUGCACGAUCUUGGCAACAGAACGGUCUCAUGGAUCCGGCACCGCGACAUCCACCUCCUGACGUCCGGUCGGAUGACUUACACCUCGGACCAGAGGUUCAUCAGCGUUCACAAUCCUCACACAGAAGACUGGAUAUUGAAAAUAAGGUUCCCGCAGCGUCGGGAUUCUGGCAUCUAUGAGUGCCAAGUCGGCACCACCCCGCCCAUUGGUCACCGGAUGCAUCUUUCCGUCGUUGAACCGCUGACGACGAUCCUGGGAGGUCCAGACCUGUUCAUUAACAUGGGCAGCACCAUCAACCUGACGUGUGUGGUGCAGCACUCCCCGGAGCCACCUCCGGCUAUUAGGUGGACACAUAAUGAAGAGGAAAUCAACUACGACUCCCCCCGCGGCGGGGUGUCGGUCAUCACAGAAAAGGGGGAGACGACCACAUCCCACCUUUUGGUGCAGCGGGCAAGAGUGCCCGACACUGGGCGUUACACGUGUGCGCCGGCCAACGCCAAUCCGAAAUCCGUGCAUGUGCACGUUCUUAGUGGAGAACACCCAGCAGCAAUGCAGCACGGCGGCCAGCUGCGUCUGCAGUACCCGCUGUCGGCGGCGCUGCUCAGUCUCAUCGUCACCCUUAUGGGCUGCUAGCUGGACGUAUAAUGGCCUUAAUGCUUUUACUGAUAUUUGACUUGUUUAGACUAUUUAAAACUUUCGCGGUUUAAACACAUAUUAAAUCACAUUUAGAAACGGGUCU